UAACUCCUCCGCUGAAUGAAAUGAUUUUCAAUUUGAGUGGACGAGGUACCAACUAAUGGGGAUGGGGUGCCUGCUAUCCUUAGUCUCAGCCUCAGGCUUUUGUUGCUGCCGCUGCGGCAGCUAUUACCCUGUCUCCGUUGCUAUUGCGUCGCCAAGCCGCCAUUCGGUUACUGGUAUCAGAAGACGAGGUAAUGUACCACUCGCACUCGGUCCUCCUCCACUCCCAUGUUCUUCCACUUGGACUUGCCUUCCUGUUUCUGUUUCUCAAUGUAAUGGAAGACGACGAAGCAGUGACCCGAACAAUAAUUUUAUUGCCAAUUGCACCCUUGGUAGUGGUAGUGGUGACCCCGAACUCCAAGAUUCACAGUCUUCGUCUGCCGUCGAUUGCGUGGGGACAGGCCAGGACGUAGAGCACGUGGUCUCUUCCGAAGAAACUCAACAGCAGACUACCGUUGGAUUGGAUUUGGAAUUGAUACAGCAAGUACAAGAAUGGGCAGUACUGGUCUCUCCCUUCUUCUUUUGGGGUACCUCCAUGGUGGCCAUGAAGGAGGUUCUGCCAAGAACGGGCCCUUUCUUCGUCUCAGCCUUCCGUCUAAUCCCUGCCGGCCUUCUCCUCGUUGCCUUUGCCUUCUCCCGAAGGCGCCCCUUUCCAUCUGGCCUCACCGCCUGGCUAUCGAUUGCACUUUUUGGCCUCGUCGAUGCCGCUUGUUUCCAAGGGUUUCUCGCUCAAGGUUUGCAGCGGACAUCUGCUGGUCUGGGCAGUGUUAUAAUUGAUUCACAACCUUUGACGGUAGCUAUACUUGCUUCCUUGUUCUUCGGCGAGUCUAUUGGCUUUCUUGGAGCUGCUGGCCUUGUUCUUGGUGUCAUUGGACUUUUACUUCUUGAGGCACCUUCACUUGUUUUUGAUGGAAGUAACUUUUCAUUAUGGCAAAGUGGGGAGUGGUGGAUGCUUCUUGCAGCUCAGAGCAUGGCAGUUGGCACAGUCAUGGUGCGCUGGGUUUCCAAGUACUCUGAUCCUAUUAUGGCAACUGGAUGGCACAUGGUUAUUGGUGGCGCACCUCUGGUUAUAAUCUCCAUUCUUAACCAUGAAAAUGCUGUCAGUGGGAGUCUAAUGGAGUUCACAACAAAUGAUACAUUGGCACUCUUUUACACAUCCAUUUUUGGAAGUGCCAUCAGCUAUGGUGUUUACUUCUACAGUGCAACAAAAGGUAGCCUGACAAAGCUCAGCUCUCUUACCUUUCUUACUCCAAUGUUUGCAUCGAUAUUUGGGUAUCUUUAUCUUGGUGAGAUCUUCUCGCCCUUGCAAUUAAGUGGCGCCAUCAUUACAAUUGUUGCAAUAUACAUGGUUAACUAUAAAAGUUAAAACAACUCUGGAAUGAAGCAUACAAUGAACACGGAUGCAUUUGGCAUGUGUACAGAAGGUAGUUGGGUUCAUUGGAAAACAAGAGAAGGUAAAUAUACAUAAAAAGGAGAAGUUAAGAUCCAUUUUUCGUAAAAAGGAGAAGGACAGAAGCUUUUAGCGCAGCCAUAUUGUCAGAGCAUAAUAUUGUUGAGAAUUUUGCUACUUUGGCUGAUCAGACAAUCAAACUUUCAUGAACUCAGAGGCCACAAUUACGAAUUAGUUAUUUCCGUGGAGAAUAUAUUCUCUUGGUAAAGUUGAAUUGUAUGAUACAUGAGAGAAAUAGACUAUGUUAUAUGUUAUUUUUUGCAUUUGCCCCAUGAUUUAGUUAAUGGAAAGUUUGAACUAUGGUGAUGCAUCUAUUGAGGAAUUUGAAAGGAA
This is a messenger RNA of Malus domestica (apple), 1780 nucleotides long. Its product is annotated as WAT1-related protein At3g02690, chloroplastic. The record is from RefSeq and is a predicted model, not a curated record. Gene Ontology annotation, cellular component: membrane; chloroplast. Lineage: Eukaryota; Viridiplantae; Streptophyta; Magnoliopsida; Rosales; Rosaceae.